Clupea harengus (Atlantic herring) is the source of this 6831-nucleotide messenger RNA. RefSeq names its product UPF1 RNA helicase and ATPase (gene upf1). Gene Ontology annotation, biological process: nuclear-transcribed mRNA catabolic process, nonsense-mediated decay. Gene Ontology annotation, molecular function: zinc ion binding; ATP binding; RNA binding. Lineage: Eukaryota; Metazoa; Chordata; Actinopteri; Clupeiformes; Clupeidae. Gene Ontology annotation, cellular component: cytoplasm. The record is from RefSeq and is a predicted model, not a curated record.
GACACUUGCAGCUGUUUUUUUUUUUUUUUGUAAACGUCACUGUGAACAUGUGUACCACGUGUUUGUAAAUGUGGUGCUUGAUGUUACGUCACCAUUUCGAGUGGGAGUUGAAGCUUUCGAGCUGUAUGGUUUCAUUUCUUAAAUAUAGAUCGAUUUUCCGACAAAGGUCACGUUACAGUGCGAAGUAGAAGGCCUUUUUACGUUGCGUUGGAUUGUAAUUGCCUUGUUUUUGGAUUAGCAAUCGCGGUUUGAGAAGAAAUGAGCGUUGAGGCGUAUGGGCCGAGCUCGCAGACUCUAACCUUCCUGGACACCGAGGAAGCGGAGUUGCUUGGAGCAGAUACCCAGGGUUCGGAGUUUGAGUUCACCGAUUUCACCCUGCCAAGCCAGACUCAGACACAAGGGCAGACUCAGAGCCAGUUGGACAAUCAGGUAAAUGGUCCUGAUGGCGUUUUGCAAAAUGGUGACGACUCUGUCGUGAAAACAAGUCAACUUCUUGCCGAACUUAAUUUUGAAGAGGAUGAAGAGGACACAUACUACACGAAAGACCUCCCGGUGCAUGCAUGCAGCUACUGUGGCAUCCAUGACCCAGCCUGCGUGGUGUACUGUAACACAAGUAAGAAGUGGUUCUGCAAUGGACGUGGUAACACCUCCGGCAGUCAUAUUGUGAACCAUCUGGUGAGAGCUAAGUGUAAGGAAGUCACUCUGCACAAGGAUGGGCCCCUGGGUGAGACUGUGCUGGAGUGUUACAAUUGUGGAUGCCGCAACGUCUUCCUUCUCGGCUUCAUCCCAGCCAAGGCAGACUCUGUGGUGGUACUGCUGUGCAGGCAGCCCUGUGCAAGCCAGAGCAGCCUUAAGGACAUCAACUGGGACAGCUCCCAGUGGCAGCCGCUCAUCCAGGACCGCUGCUUCCUGUCCUGGCUAGUGAAGAUCCCCUCCGAGCAGGAGCAGCUCAGGGCGCGUCAGAUCACCGCCCAGCAGAUUAAUAAAUUGGAGGAGCUCUGGAAGGAAAACCCCACAGCCACGCUGGAGGACCUUGAGAAGCCCGGGGUGGACGAGGAGCCGCAGCACGUGCUCCUGCGCUACGAGGACGCCUACCAGUACCAGAACAUCUUUGGGCCGCUGGUCAAACUGGAGGCCGACUAUGACAAGAAGCUGAAAGAGUCCCAGACCCAGGAUAAUAUAACAGUCAGGUGGGACUUGGGGCUGAAUAAAAAGAGGAUUGCUUAUUUCUCCCUUCCCAAGACGGACUCAGGUGACAUGCGACUGAUGCAGGGUGAUGAGAUUUGCCUGCGCUACAAAGGAGACCUGGCUCCGCUGUGGAAGGGAAUCGGACACGUCAUCAAGGUCCCAGACAGUAUCCAUUAUGGAGAUGAGAUUGCCAUUGAGCUGAGGAGCAGUGCUGGAGCACCUGUGGAAAUUCCACACAACUUCCAGGUUGAUUUUGUCUGGAAGUCCACCUCCUUUGACAGGAUGCAGAGUGCCCUGAAGACCUUUGCUGUGGACGAGACAUCCGUGUCGGGCUACAUCUACCACAAGCUGCUAGGCCACGAGGUGGAGGACGUCAUCAUCAAGUGCCAGCUGCCCAAGCGCUUCACUGCCCAGGGUCUGCCUGACCUCAACCACUCUCAGGUCUAUGCUGUGAAGACGGUUCUGCAGCGCCCUCUCAGCCUUAUCCAGGGCCCGCCCGGCACCGGCAAAACUGUCACCUCAGCAACCAUCGUGUACCAUCUGGCCAGACAGGGCAACGGGCCUGUGCUGGUGUGUGCACCCAGUAACAUUGCGGUGGACCAGCUGACGGAGAAGAUCCACAUGUCGGGGCUAAAGGUGGUGCGUCUGUGUGCCAAGAGCAGGGAGGCCAUCGACUCGCCCGUCUCCUUCCUGGCUCUGCACAACCAGAUCCGCAACAUGGACAGCAUGCCUGAGCUUCAGAAGUUGCAGCAGCUGAAGGAUGAGACUGGAGAGUUGUCUUCCUCCGACGAGAAGCGCUACCGGGCCCUGAAACGCACCGCUGAGAGGGAGCUCCUCAUGAAUGCAGAUGUGAUCUGCUGCACGUGUGUGGGAGCAGGGGACCCGCGGCUGGCUAAGAUGCAGUUCCGCUCCAUCCUCAUCGACGAGAGCACCCAGGCCACGGAGCCCGAGUGCAUGGUGCCCGUAGUGCUGGGGGCCAAACAGCUGAUCCUGGUGGGAGACCACUGUCAGCUAGGUCCGGUGGUGAUGUGUAAGAAGGCGGCGAAGGCGGGCCUGUCCCAGUCUCUGUUUGAGCGGCUGGUGGUUCUGGGCAUCCGUCCCAUCCGCCUGCAGGUGCAGUACCGCAUGCACCCCGCCCUCAGUGCCUUCCCCUCCAACAUCUUCUACGAGGGCUCACUGCAGAACGGAGUCACCGCUGCGGACCGCAUGAAGAAGGGCUUUGACUUCCAGUGGCCACAGCCGGAUAAGCCCAUGUUUUUCUACGUGACGCAGGGCCAGGAGGAGAUCGCCAGCUCAGGAACCUCCUAUUUGAACAGGACGGAGGCGUCGAAUGUGGAGAAGAUCACCACCAGACUGCUAAAGGCAGGUGCCAAGCCUGACCAGAUUGGCAUCAUCACCCCUUACGAAGGCCAGCGCUCAUACCUGGUGCAGUACAUGCAGUUCAGUGGCUCUCUCCACACCAAACUCUACCAGGAAGUGGAGAUUGCCAGUGUUGACGCCUUCCAGGGCAGAGAGAAGGACUUCAUCAUCCUGUCCUGUGUGCGAGCCAACGAGCACCAGGGCAUCGGUUUCCUCAACGACCCGCGCCGACUCAAUGUGGCCCUCACCAGGGCCAGGUACGGCGUGAUCAUCGUGGGGAACCCGAAGGCCCUGUCCAAGCAGCCGCUGUGGAACCACCUGCUGAACUACUACAAGGAGCAGAAGGUGCUGGUGGAGGGGCCCUUGAACAACCUCAGAGAGAGCCUCAUGCAGUUCAGCAAGCCCCGCAAGCUGGUCAACACCAUCAACCCCGGCGCCCGUUUCAUGACCACAGCCAUGUAUGACGCCAGAGAGGCUAUGAUCCCAGGCUCUGUGUACGACAGGAGCAACGCUGGACGCCCGUCAAACAUGUACUUCCAGACCCAUGACCAGAUUGGCAUGAUUGGCACAGGGCCAAACCCCAUAGCUGCCAUGAACAUCCCCAUCCCCUUCAACCUGGUCAUGCCCCCCAUGCCUCCCUCCGGAUACCUGGGACAGGUCAACGGACCAGCGGCAGGCCGCGGGGCUCCGAAGGGGAAAACGGGUGGGCGUGGCGGGCGCCAGCGCAGCCGUGGGAUGGGUAACCACGGCGGCGGUCAGGCCACCAUGUCAGGCAGCCAGGCGAGCCAGGACUUGGUGUCCCAGCCGUUCUCCCAGGGCCCCCUGACGCAGGGCUACAUCACCAUGAGCCAGCCCUCGCAGAUGAGUCAGCCAGGCCUGUCCCAGCCUGAGCUCUCACAGGAUAGUUACCUAGGUGACGAGUUUAAGUCUCAGAUCGACGUGGCUUUGUCCCAGGACUCCACCUACCAAGGUGAAAGGGCAUACCAACAUGGCGGAGUGACUGGUCUGUCGCAGUACUAGAGUGUUGUUGGAGAGGGAGCUAGGCUUAUGCUGAGCUUAGUCCCUCAGCAUUUUAAAUCUGGGUAAUAAUAACUAAAGACCAACCACGGAUGCCCGUUUUCCACUGUUAUAACUGACGCACCAUGGUGUGAAAGCAACAGGAGAGAGAAACCAACCAAUCACCUGAGUGAAAAAAGAGAGAAAUCAAAAAGAAGGGGAUAGCUGGACAGGAAGAGAAAGGAGAGGGAGGAACAAAGAGGAGGAGAACCAGGCAGAGAGGGAGGGGAAACAGAGAGAGAGAGCAAGGGUGUGAAAGGGAGAAGCCGCUGCUUGCACACGACCGCUGAUAGGACGAGGAGGGGGACCCGUAGGACUCGGGGACGUGCUGUGGGAGACAGACAGACAGAGAGACAGAGGGGGCACAUCUAGGAUCCACGUGGGGGACAACAAGAUUGUACUAAAGAGAGAGAGAGCGGGAAAGAGAAAGAGAGAGUGGGAAACCGAGGAGGAAGAAGGGACCCACUCUCUUCACCUCUCUUUGGACAGGAAGCCCACCCCUGUCUCAUCCUCUUCCCCACCGCCACAACAAAUCCCACUCAUCCGCCAACCCCACCUUGACCCCUGACCCUUGCCCCUCUUGACCCCCCCCCCACCCCCCAGAAAUCUGCGAGGAGUGAGUGGCGGUCCACCAGCCUCCCUGCCUGAGCUGAGAGACAGAGAAGACUCAAGCUCUCGCACAGUAUCGCAAAAGUCCACACUUUCGCCUGCUAUGAGCUGAGAUAGACAGACAGAGAGAAAGAAAGAAAGAGAUGGAGAGAGAAAGAGACACGAGAGUGAGGGCAAAACUGCCUGAAGCAGCCCAUCUGGGGAAACUUUUCUUUUCCCGCCUCAAAGUUGAUCCGAAGUGCUUCCAGGUUCUCAUGAAGUCCAGCACACGUUUGAGGGGAUGGCGUUUGGUUUGAGGGUGCUGAAGUGAUCGAGUGUUCGAAUCUCAUCUCAAACAGUGCUGUGCUGCGCCGCGUCACUGAAGGACGAUUCAACUUUGAGGGGAGUUUUUCCACACGGAGUCUGUUGUCGCAAAAGCGGAGAGCUUGCCAGUGUGUCGCCAGCUUUCCAAACAAGUCUUUCUUUUUUAGGUGAUUCACUAAGGAAAAGGGGUAGUCUGAUAGUGGCUAUAGGGUUUUUUGUUGUUUUGUUCUUUCUUUUCUUUGUCUCGAGAUUUAAGGGGCAAAGUAAUGCGAGACAGAUUAGAUUUUUUUUUUAAGAUUGAUCAUUUUCUUUCACCAAAAUGCUGAGGCACGGAGAACCCACUUUGGCUUGCUUAUUUUUCUUUUUGUCGGAUCUCCAAAGCAGCCUUGACUUCACCACGCCACCUUUCCCAUGCCUAUGCCCACACAGUGCCCGUCGAAAUGCCAGCAUUGUUCACUUGCAGCAUCUUUUUCAAGAUCUUUCCAAUAGGUAGAGUUGUAACACACCUGAGAAAGGUACAGAAUCUGCGCCACCAGGCAGACGGUGUGACUUUUCUGUAAGUGUAUGUGAAAGUAACACGCAUGACCGUUGUGUGGACCGCUGAAUGGCGGACACUGAUGUUGAGGAUAACAUUUUGGAUGUAAACUUUUUGCGAAGUGCAGUCAAUAUGCUCUGGUUAAGGCAAUCAUGAGUUGUUUGUGUUACUGUGACAUGCAUUUGAAGGUCAUUUUUAAAAUCGCUGGUCUUCUGUUUGAAACAAACAACAAAAAAAAAAAAAACAUUCAAGCACCACUUUGUAAUUUGACAUUCUUGAAAAGAUUAUUUAAAUCCAAGACGAAUCAGUGCUUGUGACAUUUUUCUUCUUUGAAGUAAACAUUUCGGCCAACAGAUGCGAUUGACGUUUGUGACAUGAGGGGAGACUAGAAGGGACUUUUGUUUGAAACGUUUGGAUUUGUUUAGUCGCUGUUUUUGCUUUUUCCGCUCUACUUUAUAAGCCGCAGUGCUUGUAGUGAGUGAGUUUGGCCAGUAGCUUUAGUAUCUCCCAGUUGAUCCUCCUCAUUUUUAUUUAUUUUUUGCUGUGAUUUUGUAGUAGUAGAAUUGACUGCUGUUCAGAAUUCUUGAUUUUAUUCAUUUUGGCUAUCAGUAUCAUACACAGACUUGUUCACUGUUAUUAAUAAAUUGUGAUCGCCUUACAUCAUGAUAUUAUGGAACAGUCUACAAGACUUGUUUUGCAUCACCUUACUGUUUUAGUGGUCUUGUCUAAUAUCUAGAAAGUGGCAUCCAUUAUUUUGGGAAGAAUAAUCUAUCCCAUCUUUUCCCAGCCUAUGGGCUGUGCCACAUUCAUUCUAUUCAUUUGUUUUUGUGAUGGUCAUUCUAAAUCGUCCAAUAGCACUAUCAACUGUAGAACUCUCCAUUGCUAUGACCCACUGUUUAAGCAAGCAGGACUCACUUCCAUUCAGUGCUUCUGAUGGUGUUUCAUACUUCUGUGAGCUUUAUGUGUCCCAGUGACAAUCAUCACCAUCUAUUUGUGUUGAAGAUGGCUCAACAUUGCCAGAUGUAGUUGUAGUAGUGACUAUUGAAUGUGUUACAGUUUGUGUUACAGAAUGCAUUACUAUCCGCAUUGAGAUAGUAGGAUUUGAUUGGGGGGGGGGACGACAAACUAGGGUUUAACCUCAGUCCAUGUUCAUGAUACCAAAAUUAUAUAUUGAUAAAGGAUAUAGUUAUAUAUUGUAAUUGAGAGAAUGUGAGAACAAAAUCUUUAUGAAGCACUGGGAAUGUUUCUAUGUUGUGUCUUUUCCCCCAAAGUUAUCAUUUGUAGCUUUUUUUAUUUCCUCAGUGGACUUCAUUACAGAUCCUAAGCUUAAUUAGCUACAAUAAUGAUAUAAAAAGAUCAUGUGCUCAUCAAGAAAAAUGAAUUUGUUGUUAUAAUGAAAUGUUCAGCCCAGUAUGAAUAAUUUCACACGUCAGUUAUGAAACGAAGCUGGGGGUGGCCGUAACAUCUACAGCAUAUUUUAUCGUAAACAAUUACUACUCAAACGUACUCAGAGAUGUUCUAAUCCAAAUAUACCUGAAGUCUCUUAAAACCAUCAUAAACCCACCACAAAGCAUAUGUCUGACAUAAAUCCAUGGUAAUAACAAGUAGACAAGUCUACUUAUUAGAAGAAAAAGCAUUAUGUCGUUUUUACCACCUUAAGUUCUCCAUGUUGGUUAUACUCAAAGCUGAGAUUUCAUUGCAUUGCAGGAUCUUGUCACUGUAUCCCCUCAAGCUAUAUCUAAAGUGUUUAAAUAAAGGCUUAAUUUGGCUUAUGUUGAAUA